CUGCGCCUGGGGCUUAUGCUAAAGGUGAAUGCGGAUUACGAGCAAUCGCUGAAGCACCUGCAGCUGGCCCUCAACGACUCGUCGCCGUGCACCCUCGCCAAACCGGACAUUCGCUUCCAUAUUGCCCAUCUGUAUGAGGUGCAGAACAAGUACAAGCCAGCGAAGGAGGCAUACGAGCGGCUAUUGGCCAACAAGCAGCUGACGGCUUCACUGAAGGCCGACAUCUACCGGCAGCUGGGAUGGAUGUACCACACCGUUGACGUUCUCGGAGACAAAGUGCAACGGGAACGGCUCGCGAUCCACUGUCUGCAGAAGUCGAUCGAGGCGGAACCGCGCUCGGGCCAAACCCUCUACCUGCUCGGCCGUUGCUUCGCCGGCAUCAACAAGGUGCACGACGCUUUCAUUGCCUACCGCAACUCGGUCGAGAAGAGCGAGGGCAACGCGGACACCUGGUGCUCCAUCGGAGUACUGUACCAGCAGCAGAACCAGCCUAUGGACGCACUGCAGGCCUACAUAUGUGCCGUGCAGUUAGAUAAGUCACACUCGGCCGCCUGGACCAAUCUGGGCAUACUCUACGAAAGCUGCAACCAGCCGCGCGACGCGUACGCCUGCUUUCGCAACGCGACCAUCAAUCAGGACCAGCAGCAGGAUCGCACCGUGACCGCGUGCGAAAAGGUUACGACGGUGUCUAGCACGAAAAGUGGUUCCGCAACAGCUGCAGGCGCCACAGGCCAGCAAACGCCAUCUUCGGGAGCGACGACACCAUCGGGCUCCACGAUAUCGUCAACCACAAACCACUCAUCGGUUGCAGGGGGAUCGGCAGCAUCAUCAGAAAGCAAUAGCAGCGGCGUUAAUUCAUCGGCACCCGGAACUGUUCCGACACCGAUCGCAUCUUCCAUCGCGAGUGCCGAAUCGUCGCUCCAAGCGGCGAGCAGAACGCAAAGCCUCGGACAGCGGAUCAAAUUUCUCCAGCAGCAUCUGGGUAACGCACCCAUGCCGAGCAUAACGUCCAAGCGGCGGCAGCUACCUUCAAUCGAGGAGGCCUGGAAUCUGCCCAUUUCCAAUGAGAUGAGCUCGCGACAGCAACAGACGGCCCAGGCCCAGCAACGGCAGUUCCAAAAAGGAUACGGACAGGCUGGACAGUACCACACCGGACAGCAACAGCAGCAGCAAGUAGGCAGCAACAAUGGCCUCCCGAACAAGCGGUUCAAGCCGGAGGAGGGUGGUGGGGGAGUGCCAAUGCAGGGCGCUGGACGACCUGCGGGGGCCGCUGCUGGUCCGCAAGUCGUCCCCUCGUUCUAUCUCACUCAACAGCAACUGCAGAUGCUGCAGUUGCUGCAGAACCAGAGCAACCUUUCCGCCCAGCAGCAGUCGAUGCUGCAAACGCUGAUGCAUCAGUACCGGAUGAUGCAGCAACAUCAGCAGCAGUUGCGCAUUCAGCAACAACGAACCCAGCAGCAGCAGCAACAGCAAGUGGCGUUCCAGAGCCAAGCGCAGGGAAUGGUGGCGAACACCUCUCAGCAGCAGCAGCAGCAGUUGGUGGCCGCAGGAAACAAGACGCCCCAGUCCGGCAUAGUUCCCCAGACGGCGACCGGGUUUGUGAACGAUGGCCACUUUUCACCCGCCACCGGUCAGUCACAGCAAGCUGCCGGGAUGCCGUACAAGUCGGCAGGCGGUACUUACGCGCCGUCCGGCUACCCGGGCUCCGCUGCAGGAUUCACGCAAAUCUCAUCGCCCACCACGAAUCACCAACAGCCACAGCAGAACAACAACCAAGCGGAUAUAGAAUUGCAAGCGCUUCUUGCAUCGAAAGACGAUAAGGCCACGUUUGCGGAGACACUGUUGAAGCAGUUUAGCUCGGAAUCGUUGGACAUUAAGGAUCCGAAGCUUUUGGAGCAGCAACCACCACCGUCCGCCAGUGUCACUUCUUCGACCACCAUCGACUCGACAACCACCUGCAGCAUCACCACUAACACCAGCAACACCAAAUCAUCACCAAUAAAAGCGGAAGCGACUUCUACGACGGCAGCCGCUGCCACUUCCAAGCGGCAGCAGCUGCAGCAACAAUUGGCCAAGCAUGACAUCAAGCUAGAGCCAGUGAUUAAGAUAGAGAAGCUAUGUACUGAUUCCAUGCAGACCAGCGGGGAUUACACGAUAGCGAUGAACGCGAAAGACAUCCGUGAAAUGGUACGGAAACGUGGCAACAGCACCAACUCUAGUAGCGACCUCAAAGAUGUACCCGCCGUCUGUUCGGUACUGGCUGCGGACGCACCACCACCCUGCCCGCCCGACUGUCCACCGACACGAUUGACCCGAGAACAGCUCCAACCGCCCACACCGUCCGUUUUUCUUGAGAACAAGAAGGAUGCCUUCAGUCCGCAGCUACAAGAGUUUUGUUUGAAGCACCCGAUCGCUGUGGUUCGACAGCUCGGAGCUGCCCUGAAGCUUGAUCUAGGUUUGUUUUCGACCAAGACGCUGGUGGAAGCGAAUCCGGACCACAGCGUUGAGGUACGCACACAGGUGCACCAGUCGCCGGAUGAAAACUGGGAUGGAAACAAGAACUCGAAGGUUUGGGCGUGUAUCUCUCAUCGAUCGCACACAACGAUCGCGAAGUACGCACAGUACCAGGCAUCGAGUUUUUCCGACAAAAUUAAGGAGGAGCGCGACAAGCUGGCCGGCAUUUCAACUGCAUCCACCAACUCCGAUUCCGAUUCGAAAGAUUCGAUCUCCAACAGCAGCGGUGCGGGCGGAAGUGGGAAUGGCAAGCGAAAAAAGUGCAAAAAUGGCAACAAAAUGCUACGCUUCGGCACCAACGUCGACCUCUCGGAUGAGCGCAAGUGGAAGGCGCAGCUGCAGGAGCUACAAAAGUUGCCACCGUUUGCCCGCGUCGUGUCAGCAGCGAACAUGCUGUCACACGUCGGCCACAUGAUACUCGGCAUGAACACGGUGCAGCUGUACAUGAAGGUUCCGGGAAGCCGAACGCCGGGCCAUCAGGAGAACAAUAAUUUCUGCUCGAUCAACAUCAACAUCGGGCCGGGUGAUUGCGAGUGGUUUGCGACGCCCGACUCCUACUGGGGCGGCAUUCAGGCACUGUGUGAAAAGAACAAUAUCAACUACCUGCACGGCUCGUGGUGGCCCGCACUUGAGGAUCUGUACGCGGAGAACAUUCCCGUCUAUCGAUUUACGCAGCGUCCUGGCGAUCUAGUGUGGGUUAAUGCUGGCUGUGUCCAUUGGGUGCAAGCCAUCGGUUGGUGUAAUAACAUUGCGUGGAACGUGGGACCACUGACCGGUCGACAGUUCCAGCUAGCGGUCGAACGGUACGAGUGGAACAAACUGGAAAGCUACAAGAGCAUUGUGCCGAUGGUGCACCUGAGCUGGAAUCUGGCACGCAACAUCAAGGUUUCCGAUCCGAAGCUGUUUGAAGCGAUCAAAACCUGUCUGAUGCAGACGAUGAAGCAUUGCAUGCAAAUCUUGGAAUACGUAAAAUCACUUAAUGUCGAGGUGCGGUUUCAUGGACGCGGCAAGAAUGAAGCGUCGCAUUACUGCGGACAAUGUGAGGUGGAAGUGUUCAAUAUCCUCUUCAUUCGCGAGCAGGAGAAACGGCACAUCGUGCAUUGCAUGGGCUGUGCUCGAAAACAAUCACCAACUCUUCAAGGUUUCGUCUGCCUCGAGGAGUAUAAGCUCGCUGAGUUGAUGCAGGUUUAUGAUGCAUUUGUGCUUCACACAACGCCACCACCAGCACAGUCUCAGCAACAAUCCCCUCAGCAGCAAACGGUGACUGGCUGUGCAUCGUCGUCGCAAUCUUCUCCGACUUUGGGGGCGCCAGUGACUGGCAGUAGUUCUGUCAGUUCAUCAUGCACCAUCUCUUCCUCGGUGACAAUUAGCGGAGCCUCGGCCACAACAUGUGCCGGUGGUUCCAUGAUUGGUGCAGGAUCCACUGCUUCGUCUGGUUCGGUUCCGGUUUCGUCGGUUGCAUCGUAGAGCAGCGUUGCCACUAACUGGCCGUAAAAUUCUUCGCACGCGGCUUGUGUAUCCCACCACGCGAUUUUCAUCGUUCCUGCACCAAACUGGUCACAGAAGGUCCGUACCAAAAAGGGGUUUUGACGGCAACAAUGAAUCCUACAGCACCACCACCUAUGAUCGCCCAACGGCACAAUAACGACUUCGACUUUUUGUUUGCUCUGUCCAUGUGUCGUAUUUGGCGGUUGAACGGUGGUGAUGUUGUCGUUGUUGCCGGGUAAGUUUAGUUUUAAUUUAGUUCAAUUAUUGCACACCAACAAGCGACAGAAAGUAGGGACGGUGGUGUCACUUUCGCAAAAUACAUCCCGCCGGAAAAAUAUAUAGAAAAAAAGAGUACACAUAAGCCAGAGUGAAGUAACAGUGUCAGGUUUUGUCAACAGUGCACUUUCGGUUGUUUGUGGAGGAAUCAAUCGGGUUGAAGAAGGUCACGGGAAGCAGUAUUGUCAACUUGUUUUCUGCUUGCUGCUCCCAAUCAAAGUUAAAAAUAUUAUGAACUAUAUAUUCCAUUUUCCCUCACAGGAAUGUAAGUAUUGUGAGGAAAAUAAUGUAAAUAGAGAAGCAUGAGAGCAGUAAGUGCUGGAUGCUUUGCAAGCCUGAUAUGGAACAGUGAACAGUAAUGGUAAGACGAGUAUUGUGAACCUAUUUUAUGUUUGCAGCUCGGAAGUUAAGUUAGAAGUAAUAUGAAUUGUACAUUGGUUUUUUCUCCCUGGAAAGUAACUUUUCCGACGUAAAUAAUGUAAAAUGAAAAGCAUUAAAGCAAGUGCUUGGAUGCUUUAUAAACCUGAUAUAUCAUAACGUUGCAUAGGCGUAGACAACAUAGAAGGCGAUGAGCGGUAAGUAGACGGACAGCAAAAGAGGAAGGGCAAAUAAGAGCAGUACCGGCAAGUAGAACUAGGAAUAUUCAUUGUAGGACACUAGAAGAAACGCAUAGAAACGAAAUACUAGCCAAAAGAGAACGAAGAGAAGGUAAGCUGAACGCCAUUUCCCUUAUUUUCAUCGUUUUAUGUAAGCUAAGUCCUACGGGAAAAAUUAUGAAAUGAAUGUGCAAAUGAAUGAACUGAGGCCCGUUCGCUUGUCAACCGGGUUCUCUUCUGUACUGUAUAACUGGUAACGUAUUAAGUAGUUAAUUUAUUAAAUCCACGAAAAAUGGCUAAUUAC
Messenger RNA from Anopheles bellator, 5178 nucleotides. RefSeq names its product lysine-specific demethylase 6A (gene Utx). Gene Ontology annotation, molecular function: RNA polymerase II cis-regulatory region sequence-specific DNA binding; protein binding; chromatin DNA binding. The coding region runs from base 16 to 3981 and encodes 1321 amino acids. Gene Ontology annotation, biological process: regulation of gene expression. The record is from RefSeq and is a predicted model, not a curated record. The transcript has 10 exons. Gene Ontology annotation, cellular component: MLL3/4 complex. Lineage: Eukaryota; Metazoa; Arthropoda; Insecta; Diptera; Culicidae.